AUGGGUGACGUGGAAACGAACCGACGCGUAUGGGGCGCGAACACGACGCGACCAUACCCGACAAAGUCGAUUUGGGAUUUUGCGUUCGAGGCGCUCGAGGACGUCACGUUGCGCGUACUCGUAAUCAGCGGUGCGUUGUCGCUCGUGUUGGAAACGUCCAUCGGGGGCGAUGAUUCAGAGUAUAGUUGGGCGAAUGGAGCUGCGAUACUUCUCGCGGUGUGCAUCAUCGUCGUCGUGGAGUGCGUGAACAACAACGAAAAACAGAGAUCGUUUGUCAAUCUCAACGCACGAAGCGAACAGACAAACGUCGCGAGCAUUUUACGCGGUGGGAAUCGUGAGCUUUUGAGGAAGAGUGAAGUCGUCGUUGGAGACGUCGUGGAGCUGCAAGCGGGAGACGUUGCACCGUGUGAUGGCUUAGUGAUCGAGAGUGCGGCGUUUUUGGUCGAUCAAAGUCACAUUACCGGCGAGAGCGAUGAUAUUGAAAAGAAUCGUCAAUCGAUAAUUUUCGCUGGAAGCAAAGUCACGUCUGGACGCGGAUCGAUCCUGUCGAUCGGCGUCGGUGAGAAUUCGUCUAGUGGACAAAUUGCAGAGAUGAUCAAUGUCGGUGCCGAAGAGUUCACGCCGCUGCAGUUGCAACUGCAGGCGCUUGCCGUCAAAAUUGGUCGCUGGGGCAUCAGCGCCGCAUUGGUCGUCGGUUUCAUUUUAAGCUUUACGCUCGUAUUUGACGCAAUUCAAGGGACUGGUCCGCCCAUCGAGGCGCUCGGUUUGGAUUUCUUGCAUAUCGUCAUCAUCGCCAUCACCAUCGUCGUCGUAUCGGUGCCCGAGGGCUUACCACUCGCCGUGACGCUCGCUCUGGCAUUUUCCGUCAGGCGCAUGCUCGAGUUGUCCAUGCUCGUCCGCGUCCUAGGCUCCGCCGAAACCACAGGCGAAGUCACGGCUUUGCUCAUCGACAAGACUGGGACGGUGACUGAAAACGACCAACGCGUUAAUCGCGCGUGGAUCGCGGGUGUAGAUAUCGGACCUCUAACGAGCAAAAGCGUGACGUGGGCGAGUGAAAUUGCAAACAAGACGCGAAACGAGCCAACGCUCGAUCCUCGCGUGGUGAAACUCCUGUCGAUUUUGCUCGCAAUGAACUCGACCAUAACCUACGAUGCCAAAGGGCAAAUUUUGCGAGGAGCAAAGGCGGAAAUCGCGCUGUUACGAUUCGUUAACUCAAUGAACAACGACGAAUUGUUCGUCGCUACGAUUCGUAAGUACUUCCCUUUGGUCAAGCUCUUUCCAUUCAACACUUCCAGAAAGCGCAUGUGCACGCUCUUCACACUUCGCGACGGCAUCAACGACGACGAAAUGGGAGACGUGAUCGUUCGUGCGGUCACGAAGGGCGCAUCUCAAGACAUGUUGAACUUGUGUUCAUCUGUCAUGGACGAAAACGGCGCCCAUCAUCCACUCGACGCCGCUACGAAGGAUCAGCUGUCGAAAAAGUUUCUCGAAUGGCAAGAUGACGCGGAAAGGGUAUUACUCGUCGCGUAUAAGGACAUCGAACGCGAUCUCAUCACAACGCAUGAAGCGACGAAUAUUUGCAGUCGAAUGAGCGCCAGCGACGCUGAAUCCGACCUCACGCUCGUCGCAGCAAUCGGGAUGUGCGACCCUUUGAGGCCAGAAUCCACGAAGAGCGUGCGUUUAUGUCGCCGCUCUGGCGUCGCAGUGAAGAUGGUCACUGGGGAUUCGUUGUCCACCGCUACCGCGGUGGCAAGGAGAUGCGGAAUACUCGAUGAAAAAGACAUGAGCACCGAAGCAACGAUGACGGGUGAAGCGUUUCGAGAAGCAAUUCGUGGAGAAGAGGGUCAAGAAAUCGAUCAAUCGAAACUCGAUGCCAUUUGGCCGAAUUUGCGAGUGCUCGCUCGCGCGUCGCCACAAGACAAAUUCAUCCUUACCGAUGGUAUACGCAACACAAAGCUAUCGGGACGAAAAGAAGUUGUAGGGGUUGUAGGCGACGGCACAAACGACGCGCCCGCACUUCGACGCGCCAAUGUCGGUUUCGCUUUAGGCUCGGGGACGGAGUGCGCCAGAGAUGCAAGCGAUAUUGUUCUUCUGCAGGACGAUUUUUCUUCCGUCGUCGACGCCAUUCGUUACGGCAGGAACGUGUUUGAAUCAAUCGAAAAGUUUAUCACGUUCCAACUGACGGCGAAUUGUACGACAAUCAUUCUGUCCACCGGCUGCGCACUUGUGUAUGCGAAGAGCCCGCUGAACGCCAUCGAGCUAUUGUUUGUCAAUCUUGUCAUCGAUUCGUUGGCAAGCUUAGCGCUCGCGACGGAUGAGCCGAGCGACGACGUGAUGCGACAGCCUCCGUCAGAUGCGAGCAACCUCAUCACGUCAACCAUGCGGCUCAAUAUCUUCACCCAAGUUUCGUAUCAGCUCGCCGUCAUGGCGUACUUGCUCAACGAAUUCGGCCCGGAAGACACCCAAAUCUACUGUUGCUUCGUCUUGCUUCAGCUCGCGAAUCAAAUCAACUGUCGCAAAGUUACCACGGAGGUCAACGUUUUCAAGGGUGCGACGAAGAACAAGCUCUUCGUGAGCCUCUUGACGAGCGAGAUUUUGCUCCAUGUCGCCAUCGUGCAAGCGGGCGGCGCGGUGUUUCACACCUCUCCGCUCAAUGCGGGAGAGUGGCUGCGAUGCACCGCGUUCGCGCUCGGGGCGAUUCCUCUGCGCGCAUUGUUCGUGACAUUUUUUGUUUCACUCUUCGCCGCGUUUCGGGAAGAGGACGCGUUGCACCAUCACUAG
This is a messenger RNA of Ostreococcus lucimarinus CCE9901, 2781 nucleotides long. Its product is annotated as P-ATPase family transporter: calcium ion. NCBI's taxonomy places the organism in Eukaryota, Viridiplantae, Chlorophyta, Mamiellophyceae, Mamiellales, Bathycoccaceae. Gene Ontology annotation, molecular function: P-type calcium transporter activity; ATP binding; ATP hydrolysis activity. Bases 1 to 2781 code for a protein of 926 amino acids. The record is from RefSeq and is a predicted model, not a curated record. The transcript has 2 exons. Gene Ontology annotation, biological process: calcium ion transmembrane transport. Gene Ontology annotation, cellular component: membrane; intracellular membrane-bounded organelle.